UCUACUUGCCUCAACUACAUCAUGUUAUUUAUUGUAUUUGGUCCCAGGUAGUUGUUAUCUCUGGUAUGACCGGGUGCGGUAAAUCUACCCAGGUUCCUCAGUAUAUCCUAGAGGACUGGUUAGAGAACAAUUCCGCCCCUUGUAAUCUUGUCUGCACACAACCACGGCGGAUAUCCGCCAUAGGUGUGGCGGGGCGGGUGGCGGAGGAACGCUGUGAUAAUGUUGGAAACCUUGUAGGAUAUAAUAUUAGACUUGAGAGCAAACAAAGCAGUAAAACUAGACUUCUCUUCUGUACAACAGGAAUUCUUCUCAGAAGACUAGAGUCUGAUCCAACCCUUGGUGAGAUCACUCAUGUGAUCGUCGACGAGGUUCACGAGAGAAGCGAGGAAUCUGAUUUUCUUCUCAUGAUUCUUAGAGAUACCUUGCCUAAGAGACCUGAGUUAAAACUAGUCUUGAUGUCUGCCACCCUUAAUGCAGAUUUAUUCUCUUCCUACUUCACAAACUGUCCUGUUCUUGAAAUUCCAGGACGAACCUUCCCAGUCCAGCAGAUAUACCUGGAGCAGGCUCUGGAGUUAUCCAGGUACUCCUUGGAGGAGAACUCACCCUACGCCAGGAGGCAGGAGCGUAACCCUCUAGGAGGUCUAGAUAAGGAACUCUUCAAAGGGAACAGGCAGAUUUUAAAGGAUGCUGAUAUGGAUGAGCUGACAACUGAAAUGCUCCUAAAUGACGAGAACUUUAAACCUGCUCGUCCUAGAGAUCCGGAUGAAAAGUGCUCUACUAAACAAAUCUUUCAUAGAUACAGGGUUGAAAUGGGUUGGAGUGAGAGUGUUGCUAGAACUUUAGCUAUGAUGGAUACGGAGAAGAUAAACUUCGAGCUCAUCGAGCAUAUUCUUAAUUUCAUCGUAGAGGGAGGAAAUAGGGACCUUGUUCUUCCGCAGGAGGGAUCCAUACUUGUCUUCCUACCUGGAAUGGCUGAAAUCCAGACGCUACAUGAGAACCUUGCAUCACACCGUAAGUUUGGAAAGAGUGGUUUUAAGUUGGUCCCUCUCCACUCAUCAUUGACUAGUGAAGAACAGAACAUGGUGUUUGCAAAAACAAAACUAGAUCAGAGAAAGAUUGUGAUUUCUACCAACCUGGCAGAGACUAGUAUUACUAUUGAGGACUGCGUCUUUGUUCUGGAGGUUGGAAAAAUGAAGGAGCGAAGGUUUGCUCCGGAGAAGAAUAUGGAAAGCCUAGACACGGUCUGGGUAUCUCAAGCUAAUGCCAAACAAAGAAAAGGACGAGCAGGACGUGUUAGACCAGGAUACUGUUUCCAUCUCUAUACAGAGUAUAGAUAUGAAAACAAUUUCAGGACGGAUCCUGUUCCUGAGAUCCAGAGAAUCCCCCUUGAACAGAUGGUUCUACGGAUCAAAAUCCUACCCUGCUUCGCAAACCAGGAGGUUUCUCAAGUUCUCUCUAAUAUCCUGGAACCGCCUGCGCUCCAAGGAAUCACCUUAGCUAUAUCCCGUCUUCAAGAUGUUGGAGCCCUAGAUCCUAGAGUAGAUCUCACACCCCUAGGAUACCAUCUUGCUCAGCUUCCAGUAGAUGUCAGAGUAGGAAAAAUUCUUAUAUUUGGAGCUGUUUUUCGUUGUCUGGACUCCGCCUUAACUAUAGCUGCAGCUCUUAGCCACCGUUCUCCUUUCACAAACCCAUUUAAAGAUAGAGAAGCAGCGACUAAAGCACGAAAUCGGUUUGUUGCAUGUGCAAGUGAUCAAAUUACCGUAAUGCGUGCUUAUCUGGCUUGGUGCAAAGCUGCAGAGUCUGGUCAGCGCGCUGGAUGGGUCUUUGCACAGGAGAACUAUCUAGGUCAGAAAACCUUGCAGACGAUAGCAAGCUUGAAGCAUCAGUUUGCUGAACUGCUAUCAAGCAUAGGGUUCAUACCAGGAAAUGUAAAAAUGCGGGAUUUUGAUCGAGCUGCCCGGGGCAAGGGUGGCGCAGACGCAGUAGUGGCUCUAACCGGUCCAGAGAUUAAUAUGUUCAACGAGAAUUACAGAGUUGUAGCAGCAGUUUUAUCAGCUGCUCUUUAUCCUAAUAUAAUUAAAGUUCUAACUCCUGAAGUCAAGUACAAACAAACCGCAACAGGUAUUUUCCUUAAAGAUAUUAUAAUCAAUCAUGAUUAUAUUUAUUAUUAUUAUCAUUCAAAUAAAAUAAUUGCUAUCAUAUUUUGUCUACAGCAACAAAUUUUAAAGACCCUCUUUAUUUAACCCUAUUCCUGCUGGGAUUUGAUUUGAUUUGAUUUGAUUUGAUUUGAUUUGAAGGUGAAGACAAGUCGACUGUUUGUCCGUGAGGUGAGCAUGGUUCCAAUGAUACCGAUGGUUCUGUUUGGCGGAACAGGUCUAGAGAUAUCCCGGGAGCGUGGAGAAUACGUCCUUGGACUGGAGCGAGGCUGGAUCAAGUUUGUUUGUGACACACAACAGAUUGCUGAGAUUCUUAAGGAGCUAAGAGUAGAGCUGGAGAGACUGCUGGAGGAUAAAAUCCUAGAACCAGAGAGGAAUCUGAUCACGGAUAGCAGGGAUAAUAUUCUAAUCAAUACCAUCAUCAAGAUUAUAUCAUGAUUAAACAAACAAAAUACAUAUUUUUUACUUUCAUCACGUAUUAUGUUUCUUAACUAUUAUAUUAGGAACUAUGUACUUUUAUUAUGAUUUUUUACAAUUGUUAAUACAUUUUUUUAAGUUGUU
Messenger RNA from Eurytemora carolleeae, 2717 nucleotides. Its product is annotated as putative ATP-dependent RNA helicase DHX57. NCBI's taxonomy places the organism in Eukaryota, Metazoa, Arthropoda, Copepoda, Calanoida, Temoridae. Gene Ontology annotation, cellular component: intracellular anatomical structure. The annotation marks the transcript as partial. The transcript is spliced from 12 exons. Gene Ontology annotation, molecular function: ATP binding; RNA binding. The record is from RefSeq and is a predicted model, not a curated record.